Messenger RNA from Apus apus (common swift), 4346 nucleotides. RefSeq names its product pleckstrin homology and RUN domain containing M1 (gene PLEKHM1). The transcript is spliced from 13 exons. The record is from RefSeq and is a predicted model, not a curated record. Bases 404 to 3541 code for a protein of 1045 amino acids. Lineage: Eukaryota; Metazoa; Chordata; Aves; Apodiformes; Apodidae.
GCGCCCGCCGGGCCGGCACUUCCGGGAUCCCCGGCCUGAGGGGCCGAGCGGCUCCAGGAAAUCGCAGCUGGGAACGGGCUGGGAGAAAUUCCCACUCUGGAGUGUCUGAGAAGGACAAAGUUGGGCUUUCAAGAGCAGAGUUGGGAGUUCAGAGGCUGCUUCACCGGGGAGGAGCUGGAGAGGUUCAUCAGGGACGAGUCUCCUCCGUCCCCCAGCAGGCUCUGUUUUGCCUGAAACCCCCCAGGUCCUUGGGAAUUGUGGAGAGUUUCAGCCAUCGUGGCUCAGUCACCGUGACACCUGGAGAGCUCCUGUUGGAUCAGAGGGGCCCUGGGACCUGCUCCUGUCCCUGUCCCCAGGUGCCAUGUGAGGGCAGCACCUGGUCUGAGGAGCAGCAGCAGCUGAGAUGCAUUCCAGCCACAGCGAUGACCCCAAGGAAGCCAUUCGGCUGAUCAAGCAGCAGCUGGUGACUGCCAUCAAGGCCCUGCAGAAGCAGUACGUCACCUCGGACGCCGUUGUCACCAGCGACGAUGGGAACGCCAACAGCCUGUGCAGCGCCCUGGAAGCUGUUUUUGUGCACGGGCUGAAGGCCAAACACAUCAAGAUGGAGAGUGGGGGGAAAGGGAAGAAGGCAGGAGGUCGGGGACCCCUUCCCCAGCCUGUCUUUUGGGGUCUGCUCAAGAGCAUCACGCAUCGGAAUAUUGUCUCGGAACUGGAACAACUCAUCUUCAUCACCACGGACGUGGGGCGGUGCCGGGCCUGGCUGAGGUUGGCCUUGAAUGAUGGCCUGGUGGAGUGUUACCUGAAGCUGCUGCUGAGGGAGAAGUCCAGGCUGCCCGAGUUCUACCAGACAACUGCUCUGCUCUUGGAUGCUGAGGAGUGUGAGUUCCUCCUUAGCUACUUGCAGGGCUUGACGUCCUUAACCUUCCAGCUCUCCUAUAAAUCGGCGGUUCUGAACGAGUGGACCAUCACCCCCCUGUCCCUGUCUGGCCUGUGUCCUGUCUCGGAGCUGCUGGAGCCCCUCACCUCCUCCACAUCCCAACCCCACCGGAAAGCAUCCCUGGGAUCCAUCUCCCAGUCCUCGGGGUCGGAUGAGAUUGAGGUCCAACCUUCUGUCCUACCCGUCAGCAAGGCUGGCACCAAGGCCAAGCUCACGGCGUCCACCCUGAGCCUGAACACCACCAGCUCCUCCCAGCUCUCCUCCAGCCUGGGCUCCGACUCCAUCCUGCCCCCCCCUGUCACCUGCAGCCCCCAGGGUGCUGAGGAGCCACUCUCCUGCAACUCCCACCUGGGCACGGCCACCACCGAGGAGCUGGACAGGUCUCUGCAAGAGGUGUUGUUGGAGUUCAGCAAGUCCAAGCCAAGCCUGGAAGCCCCCAAUGGGGAGCUGGUCCCCAGUCUGCUGGGCUGCUCCCCCCAGCAACCCACCUGCCCCCCAGCUGUGUCCCCCAGCCCCCCAGCUCCAUCCCACCGACCUCACCAGCAGCCUCCUGCUGGGAUAGACCUCGUGGUGACCACUGGGGAUGGGGACAGAGAUGCAGGAGGACCUGCCAGCAGCACAGCCCCAACGUGGGGGGCUCCAAGCCCAGGAGAGCAGGGCAGGAGCAGCCCAGCCAGGAGCAGCCAGCCCAGCCCCCCCAUCCGCAGCCCCACAGCCCAGUAUCUCCUGUCUCCACUGCUGGGGUGCCCGAAAAGAAAGAGCUGGAUCUCAGAAGAUGAUUUCUACAGACCUUCUCCAGGAGAGAGCAGUGAACACGAGGCCAACACCAACGGCUUCGGGCCUGAGGGACCUGGUGAGGGGCCUGGUGAGGGUCCUGCCCCAGGGCUCAUCAGUGCCCUGGACCUGGAGAGGCUGUCGGUGCCAUCCUUGGAGAGUGGGAAGCCCAAAAUGUCACCAGAAGGGGAACAAAAAGGCUUCAGCGUGGUGCACCGCCGGCAGAUGGGUCUUUCCAACCCUUUCCGUGGUCUCCUGAAGCUGGGCAGCCUGGAGAGGAGAGGAGCCAUGGGGAUCUGGAAGGAGUUUUCCUGCGAGUUAUCCCCUCUGGAGCUCAGGCUCUUCUUGGCCCAGGAGGAGCGGAUCUGCGUGGAGAGCUACUCCCUGCUGCGCUGCGAGGCGCUGGCGCUGACGCACUCGGACGGGCGUUUCGAGCUGGUUUUCCUGGGCAAAAAGCUUUCCCUCCGAGCUCCUUCUCGGGACGAGGCCGAGGACUGGCUGGACAGGAUCCGAGAGGCUCUGCACAAGUGCCGACCUCAGCUGGAGGAGGAGGAGUGGGAGACCCUGGAGUAUCCAGAGGAGGGUGGUGGUGAAGGCCAAGCCAUGCAGGGCGACUCCUCCGCUCUCCUCCAGUAUGAUGAUGUGCCUGGGAACAGCUUGGACUGGACUUCAGCUCAUGAACCAGAGCUGGAUGCCAUCAAAGAGGCUGUUCUCUACGUGGACAUGGACAAAACCUGGGUCCCUUUUAUUUUUUCCUUGUCCCUAGAAACUCUCAAAUGCUUUAAAGUCAGAAACAAUGAGAAAAUUUUAAGCAACAGUUACGGUAUCGAGACAAUCCAGGACAUCCUUCCUGACACAAGCCUUGGGGGACCUGCUUUCUUCAAGGUGAUCACCUCCAAAGCUGUCCUGAAGCUGCAGGCUGAGAAUGCAGAAGAAGCAGCUUCGUGGAGGGAGCUGGUCAGAGGGGUCCUCAUGUCCUACCUGGAGAGCGCCGAGGAGGCCCUGACGUUGGGUGGCAGCCUGGAUGGGCACUCCCAGGUUGUCCUGAAGAACAUUGUGAAGGAAAAUGGCUUCUUGUUGCAAUACCUGGUGGCCAUCCCCGUGGAGAAGGGCCUGGACUCACAGAGCUUCAUCUGUGCAGGCUGCUCCAGGCAGAUUGGCUUCUCCUUUGCCAAGCCCAAGCUCUGCUCCUUCUCUGGUCUCUACUACUGUGACAGUUGCCACCAGGACGAGGAGACAGUGAUUCCCUCCCGCCUCAUCCACAACUGGGACCUGAGCAAACGAGGGGUUUGCAGACAAGCUUUCAAGUUCCUCACCCAGAUCCAGAACCAGCCACUGAUCGACCUGAAGCUGGUCAACGAGAGCCUCUAUGACCACGUGGAGAGGAUGAGACGGAUCCACCAGAGCAGGGAACAGCUGAAGCUGCUGGGGGAUUAUCUCACCAUGUGCCGCAGCGGGGCCCUGAAGGAGCUCAGCAAGAGGCUGGAUCACAGGCACUACCUCCUGGAGUGUCCCCACAAAUACAGCGUCGCUGACCUGAGGCAGAUCGCUGAUGGUGGCUUUGAGACCUUCCUGCAGGCCCUGAUCCAGUUUGCUUCCCACCACGUCUACAACUGUGACCUGUGCACCCAACGUGGCUUCAUCUGCCAGAUCUGCAACAGCAGUGACAUCAUUUUUCCCUUCGAGUUUGACACAACCACCAGGUGCAGCGACUGCAAAACCGUCUUCCACCGGGACUGCCACAUCAGCACCCAGUCCUGCCCCCGCUGCCAGCGCCGACGCAGCUACCGGCGCCGCCUGGAGGAGGGGGGCACAGACCCCAGCCCCUAGCCCCCCGGGGACCCCCCGGGUACCCCCCACCAUCCUGGCUUCUCCUUGGGAAGGGGCCAAGCAGACUCUCCUGCCCAGGAGCUGACCCUGCGCCAGCCCUGCCCUGGGGACACACAGCGUGGGUGCUCCUGGCCCACCCAGGGACCCCCUGACCCAUCCAGGGACCCCCUGACCCACCCAGGGACCCUCUGGCCACCCAGGGACCCCCUGACCCACCCAGGGACCCUCUGGCCACCCAGGGACCCCCUGACCCACCCAGGGCUGAGCAAGGGGGGCUGCAGGGGUCUGCGUGUGUCCCAACACUAACCGGUGCUGCUGGGGGAUGCUCUGAGCUGCCCUCCUGGUGCCAACCUUCUCUGUACCCUCCCGGUGGGAAACCCAGUGACUUUCCAGGGCGUCAGUCGGGAUUUCCAGUCCGGGGUGGGGAUAACUGACGUGGAUGAAAGGUCUAGUUUUUUAGGAUGUUCGAUACUGAAAAAACAAAAGCACAACAACAAAACAAAACAACAAAACAAAAAAAACCACCACACAAAAACAACCCACCAAAAGAAGAAAAACCAAAGGGUAUUUUUUUACCUGGGGAUUUUGCACAAGCUGGCCUGCACCGGGGGGUGACGGCAGCCACGUGGGGAGGGGACGAGGUGACACUUGUGCCUUCAGGGCCCCCGGGCAGAGCCGGGAGGGCCCGGCCAGGCUGCUCCUCCCCACCUGCUGCUUUUAAUCUCGGGAAGAAAUUUUAUUCUCCUCUCCCCUUCCCCCCCCCAAAGCAAAACGAAUUAAAAGUUUAUUUAAACAAGGAGCGAAA